Molecule: messenger RNA, 4222 nt
Organism: Paramuricea clavata
Lineage: Eukaryota; Metazoa; Cnidaria; Anthozoa; Malacalcyonacea; Plexauridae
Source: the annotation of a GenBank genome assembly
AUGUCUUACGAAGGAUUAUAUUUUCAAGUUGGUGGUAAACUGUACAAUUUGUACGAUGCAACCAUGAACUGUUCAUCGCGCUUGUUAUCCUGGAAAAGACAAGUUUUCCAUGUCGAAGGUCGAUUUGAAACGAAGUCAGAAGGAACUGAUUUGGUAGGUUUAUUGAAGAGAGAACUAGACAGUUUUUCAGUGAAUCUUGUUAUCCGCGCCAUACAUCGUCUAGAAGCAGCUGAUCAAACGGUUCAACGUGCGUAUAAUAGGUUACGGAAAGUAAUGUUUUUAAAGAGCGAGGCAGCAAACAAGGUACAUGAAAAAACUGAACAGCACUCGGUAACAAAGGAGAACCUCGAAUUUGCCCAAAAGUAUUUGUUAUCUCUUGAAGAUAAUGUAAGCGAAUACUCUAAAGACGUGGGAAAUUUAAAGUCGGAUUUGAAUAGCUUAUGUGAAAUAAAACAAUGUUCGGAAGUUUGUCAAGAAGGUGAAUUGUGCACGUCGUGUUAUGAAGAUGUCAUUGGAAACGUAAUGGGAGUGUGCCCUGCAACUUGCUAUAAAACAAAACAGCACCGUAUUCCACCCCUAACUGAAAUAGUAGAAUGCGACAAAAAAAAGUGCAACAGAAUUCAUAAUACAAAUGGAUUCUUUAAAUCUAUUUUCGGAAAUUGGUUUGGUGGUAUAAUAAAACGCGUUAUUUCUUUUGGAAUUGCAAUAGCAGCUACAGUGUUUGGUGGUGUACCAGCUCCAGUAGCUUCCGGACUCGCAAACGGUUUAGUGACGUUAGUAGACAGAGGAAGAGUGGACGAAGCUCUUUGUGCUGCAACUAAGGGAGUUGUGACUGGACUUGUUGGUGAUCUAUCGCCAAUUGCUCAAGGCGUAACGCAUGCUGUUGUUGCGCCAGUUCGUUGCCAAAGACCACAACGAGAUGGAUAUUGGAAAUGCACAACUCAGAAAGUAAAAUGUACAAAAGGAAGACACGAAUAUAAAUACGAACAUACUCCUUAUACGUGCGAGAAAUCAUGCAUGGUCGAAAAGAUAACAAAAUCUAUCCCAAAAACUUGCUGUAGAACCGUCGCCUGCGCCUCAUUAAGUAACGCAACCUGUGUUGCAGGAAAUGCCUUUUGCAGCAAAGCAAGAAUGAAAGCUUUAGAGAAAAUAUCUAACAGUAAUUCUAAAGUAGUAACGAUGUUGAAAAAGUUGGAGGGCGCAAAAAGAUAUGUUUCGUAUUGGAAAAUACGGAAACACAAAUACUAUAAUCAACUAGGGAGUGCACACCGUUGGCUAAACUCUACACAGGAAGCUAUUCGUAGCCUAGAGAAAGCGUACAAUGCCACAAUUGAAUCCAGAAAGAAAAUGGAUAAGUUAUUGUUCAAAUCACUACAGAUAAAAUUACUCUUGAACGACCAGCUGACCGCACUUGAAAAGGUAAAAUUGAAUGAAAUUCGUUUCAAAGCAAAAGUAUCCGUAAGAAAUGACAACUACUUGUUGCCAAUAGACAUCACAUUUCAGGUAAAUAGAACGCUACAAGUCUUGUCCACCGUCCUGGACUUUAAGAACCUUAACAUGUCUUUAAAGAACAUAGCUAAAGAGAUUGUGACAAGUAUUGUUGGAUAUAAUCAUAUGAGCAAUUCAAGAAAGAGGCGCUCACUGAACAUUCGUACGCUUCAAUCCAACAUGUUGAUCUCUUCAGUGAAGAAAUACUAUAGUUAUUGUGCAAUGUUUACCAACUACCAUCAAAUAUUAUAUGAUGUUGCAUCAUCACUUUUCAACUUGUCUUCGGAAGUUCUGUCUCUUCAUGAAAAACUACCCAAAGCCAACGAGUCUUUCCUGAAUAUUACUAAUGUGGAAGAAAUAUCUAAAUUUCUUCUGAAUCAAACUAUGGCCGCCAACUUUGGUCUUGGAAAAGGCAAGCACAAUUUCUCUGGUUUGGAGAUCCUUGAAGAUGACCAGGAAUUGUCCGAGGUAAUGAUGCUUCGAGAAGAAACAUUCCGACAGAAAUAUGAACCCCUUAAUUCCACAACCAAGCUGCUUGUUUUUAACUGGCACGCUGCAAUGGAGGACAUGUUUAACUCGUCAAGAUUAGCUUACGAUUGUGCUGGAAUGAACGAUUGUAUGGUACAUAUUCUUGACAGUUUACUAGAGAUUAUUGCUGUGAUCGAAACUGAAAGAGUGGAUCAUAUUCAAAACGAAGUUAAGUAUCUUGAAACUGCAUUAAGAGACCUGUCAAAUCCUGUUGACAUGUCCAUUGACCAAGCGGCGGGAAUAACGUCACGGAUCUUAAAUAUUUUGGGAGAAAUUCGGAAACACGUACUGACAGUAGUUUGCGCUAAAUCACCGAAUAUUACACAACAUCCAAAGUCUAUGAGCGAGUUAGAUAUUGGAAAAGACUUGGCCCUAUAUUGCAACGCAUCUGGAACAGAUUUAAAAUAUUCUUGGACAUUCAACAAUAACGUUUUGGAAACCCAAAGAUCGAAUGUGUUAAUAAUCAAUAAUGCAACGGUAUCUGAUAGUGGAAGUUACAAAUGUGAAGUAUCCAACCAUAUUGCAAAAGAAGAAUCAAUACCUGCAGUUGUUAUCGUCCAUGAGCCUCCUAUAAUUUCCAUUCAACCAGAGGAGUAUUUGUCUAUAGUUUUAUCUGAAGAUGAUUUUCUUCACUGCGAAGUUAAAGACACUCUCAGGAAUAUCUCGUAUCAGUGGUGGUUUAAACCUGAAAAAUCGACGUCCUUUACGCCAAUGACUAGUGAAACAUUUCCUUAUCUAAAUUUUGCUCCUAUGACAACAGAAAACGAAGGGUGGUAUUUCUGCAAAGUUUCCAAUUCAUACGGUGAAACGUUGUCCCGGAAAAGUUUCGUUAAAGGACUAGCUUUUACUCUUCCUGUACCAGCAGUAGAUUUGUCGUUUUCUUUAAUUCGACGUACAAGGGAAGUUAAUUCACGCUUUGUUCCAUCAAAUACUACUGGUUAUGACGAUAUUAGUUCACACAUUCUGACCCUCCUUUCGUCCGACAAAUAUUUGGGCGCAGGUAUGCAGAUAAAGAAUUUACGAGCAAUCAAAUGCCAGUUAGAGCAAUCCAAGACUAUGAGCAGUGUCGGUGUCGGGGAAUGUAUUUGGAAAUUCCACUAUGUUGGCAGAAACAUGACCUCCAGCCUUGCCGCUUAUGACAAUUUUAAAACGAAUGCCAGAAAGGUUAUAAACGCUACAUUGGAAUUGAAAGAAGACAUCGGGAAGUUUGCGCGUGUCAUAAACAAUGAUUCUUUAUCAUUCUUGAUGGCUGGUAUUGAAUACUUCGUUGAAAGAAAUAGCAUAGCAGUUCAGAAAUUUUCGCUCACAUGUCCGGAAACUCAAAGCCUUGUCGAAGAAGAUUUUAAAUGUGGUAAGUGGUUAAUAUAACUCAUUUAUCCAACAAACGCAAGUCCAUAAUAACAUUGAAUAAUACACUAGUCUGUGAAAUGAGCAAGAGUAAAGCUUUUUGUGAAUUUGCAUGUGAACACUCACUGAUCGAAAACGAAGAGAGACUCCUAAUAAAAAUAAACCUUUCUCCCAAUGCAACAUUUUGACUCGCCUUUUUCUUGAAGAUUAUAACCGGUUUUGAAAUUAUCGCCACUUUCGUCCACAAGCAUGCUCCAAAUGUUUUUCAGCGGUCGUUAAAUUAACCAACCCUACUUUAUGUUAUGUUAUGUUAUGUUAUGUUAUGUUAUGUUAUGUUAUGUUAUGUUAUGUAUAACCACCCCACGCGAGACUAAUCAACCUAAAACUCCAACUACACUUUGUGCGCAACACAGUAAAAUCCUGUAGUUAACUAAUUGGAGUUAAAAAAUUAACUUGCGUAGUUAAAGCUAACACCUAUAAUUUUACAUAACCGACCACUGCUUGUUCGCUUGACAGUUGUCUUUUUGGAAAAAACCUAAAGAAACUGAAAUAAAAACCAUUUUUUCUAUAGCAUUUGUCUGAAAUAAAUUUAGCACAAUUCAACAAUACUCUUGUUGAAUAUAGUGAGAACGAAAACCAUUAAACCUUUAUAUUAGGUUAAUUAUUCUAUAUUAAUUAAUUUCUCAAGUGGAUUGUCCACCCGGCUAUUACGCAGAAAUUGACAAGGAUCAAAUGGCGGCAUGCAAGCCUUGUCCUUUGGGAUUCUAUCAGUCAGAACCUGGGCAAUCAACUUGUAAGGAAUGCCCCUUGGGAUUUCAUACUCAGCAAGAUGGAGUUUAUGACAUUGCUCAAUGCAAAG